Messenger RNA from Aspergillus clavatus NRRL 1, 1236 nucleotides. Its product is annotated as putative PHD finger domain protein. Gene Ontology annotation, cellular component: Rpd3L complex; Rpd3L-Expanded complex; nucleus. The transcript has a single exon. The record is from RefSeq and is a predicted model, not a curated record. Gene Ontology annotation, biological process: regulation of DNA-templated transcription. Lineage: Eukaryota; Fungi; Ascomycota; Eurotiomycetes; Eurotiales; Aspergillaceae. The coding region runs from base 1 to 1236 and encodes 411 amino acids.
AUGGCCCACGGACAUGAGGAUUGUGCGUCGGUGCUGGAGCAGUUCGUUCACGAUGUGGCGAACCUCCCAGCAGAAAUCAAUCACUUGAUGGAAGAGAUCCAGGCAAAGGAUAAACUCAUCCAGGAUUGCCGCGCGACGAUCAACUCCCGAGACAGCAGUUUACAAAAAUUCAUCAGGCUCAACGGCAGUCUGACGCCGAACCCCAAAGAAGAGCAGUACUCGAAGGCAAUCCUUCAGAAUCUGGACAAAGCACAGCAACUGCAAGACGAGAAGAUCCAGCUGAGCGAGAAGGCAUGUAUUCUGCUCGACCGGCAGAUCAAGAAACUGGACGUCAAGAUCCGCGACCUGCAGAACGACGGCGUGCUCUCGAACGACCCUCCGCUCCCCUCCCUCUUCAACAACAAGGACCAGUACCGUGACCCCCCCAGGAUCUUCUUCCCCGACGCAACGGCGGCCGAUUCCCCCUCCUCCGCCCUCCAUCCCACCUCCGGCAACGCAAACCUCCUCGCCCAACGCCUCAGCGCCUCGCUCGCCCGCUCCACAAGCGCCUCCGCCCUAGCCACGCAUCAUACCACCCGCAACUCGGCGCCCGCAACCCCCGCCGCCACGGCCCAUUUCCACCAGCGCCAGCGCGAAUCCUCCGCCGGCGCCGUCGAGAACAAGCGCCGCAGGCUCAAUGCUUCCUUGGGCACCCUCCCCGUUGCGUCCUCGAGCCUGCGGCAAUCCUCUCUCGGCCCCGGCACCCCCAAGGCAGGCACCCCCGCCUCCAGCCGAGCGGGCAGCGCAGGUCCCCGCUCGCAGCUCGCGAGCAAGAAGGCCGCCACCAAGAAGGUCGCGCCGCAUCAGCAACUGAAAAAGAUCAAGGCGCACGGCAAAGCGACGAAGCGGUCGUCCAGCGCCGGCGGGCGGGUCAAGCUUGCGACGAAGAAGUCGCCGUCUGCGGCGGGCGGCGACGAGGAUGAGGAUGACUCGAUGCUUAGCAGUGCGGAUGUCUCGGAUUCGAAUACCAGCGAUAGACGCAUGGAUGAGGAUGUCGAUGACGAGGAGGAGGAAGAGGAGGGGAACGAGGAUACCAAGGUCUACUGUACGUGUCGCAGCGUCAGCCAUGGAGACAUGGUUGCUUGCGAUAACGACAACUGUCCGUAUGAGUGGUUCCAUUGGAAAUGUGUUGGCUUGAUGCGGGAGCCUGUGGGGACUUGGUACUGCCCUCAUUGCAAGUCGAAUCUGGGGAAGUAG